Messenger RNA from Dufourea novaeangliae, 1497 nucleotides. Its product is annotated as leucine-rich repeat neuronal protein 3-like. The transcript has 6 exons. Gene Ontology annotation, cellular component: extracellular matrix. The record is from RefSeq and is a predicted model, not a curated record. Gene Ontology annotation, molecular function: protein binding. The coding region runs from base 1 to 1497 and encodes 498 amino acids. Lineage: Eukaryota; Metazoa; Arthropoda; Insecta; Hymenoptera; Halictidae.
AUGGAUCAUCGAUUGUUACUUGUAUUUAUAAUCGUCUUUUCGGCAGUGCAUUGCGAGGAUACUACGAAGCCUGCUAACACUACUGCCACGGACAACACGACCACUGAAAAAAAUGAAAAAAAUGAAACGGUGGCGACAGUAGCACCUAAACUUCCGAGUUUGUGUACUGUUUGCAAUUGUACAGGUGACAUGGUUAAUUGCACUGACAGAAACUUGAUCGGUCAUUUCGAAGAUUUCGAAUGGCGGAACACGUCCGUAAUGUCCUUUAUGGGGAACCUGUUGAUACACGUGACUCCUUUUCCAAAGGUUGUUAUUAAUAAAUUAGUUCUGCAAGGGAAUCAGAUCACGAAAAUCGACGAUGCCGCAUUCAUGAAGCUAAUCAAUCUCACCGAACUAGAUUUGAGCCAUAACAACCUUACUGCAGCGAAUUUGCAACCCGAUGCGUUUCAGGGUGGAUUUUCACCGACAGCGUAUGAGCCUUUAGCAAACCUGACGGUGUUGAGGCUGGCUUAUAACAGCCUUUAUUCCCUGCAUCAGGAUCUCUUCGAGCAUAUGUCGAACCUGAAAGUACUUGAUCUAUCCCAUAAUUUGUUCACGCAAAUCGAUAUUCGUACCACCCUGGCAAUCACUUCCGUACAAAAAUUAGAGGAGCUGAAUCUGAGUUACUGCGGGUUAAAGUCACUUCCGGACACUCAAUUUUACAACGUCAGGAACCUCAAGAAGCUGAACUUAAGCGGCAAUCGACUCAACACGCCCCCAGCCGCCCUCGGUGAGGCAGAGUCUCUAGAGUACCUUUAUCUGGACGAAAAUCCGAUUCAAAUUAUUAACAAAAGUCACUCGUUCCCCAACAUGUCGAAACUGAAGGAGUUGAGUCUUUGUUGUAUGCCGCAUUUGACAGUGGUCGGUGAAGGUGCUUUCUCAGGCCUGGCUGCGCUGGAACACCUGCGUAUAGAAAGCUGCCCGAAAUUGGAAACGAUCGACGAAUACGCCCUAGCGACUCGGACGAAGGAGUCAGAGCAACCUGAGUGGCCACCACUGAAGAAACUCGAUUUAUCGGAUAACGCACUGCGAUAUUUGCCUGUGCACCUUGUGGGCGCGUCAUGGGACAACCUCGAAGAAUUGGAUUUGAUGAACAACAAAUGGAGCUGCGAUUGCGAUAAUCAAUAUCUGAUUGGAACUCUGCUACCGAAAUAUGGAAAGAAGUUAAUGGGAGAUGACGUUAACACGCUCACCUGUUCAGCGCCUACGGAACACGCGGGGAAGAACCUGUCGUCUUUGGCCCAUCGGAAGCUCCGUUGCCUGGACGUCUAUGGAGCGAAGCCCGAGAAAGACGCGACGAUCCUCGUCGGGGUGCUGAUCGGUCUGAUCCUCGCGGUCCCCGUUUGCCUGACCCUAUUCGUCCUUUGGCGUCGCGGAUUCUUUUUCUGCGGCAAUCAAGGUCCAGCGAGCUUCUCUCGCGCCUUCUACAAGAGAGCCACCAACGACGAGGACAUCUGA